This is a messenger RNA of Candidula unifasciata, 612 nucleotides long. NCBI's taxonomy places the organism in Eukaryota, Metazoa, Mollusca, Gastropoda, Stylommatophora, Geomitridae. The record is from the annotation of a GenBank genome assembly.
AACCAUACGGUCUUGUACUGGAAAAGUAUGGGGAUCGACUAUUCGAAGAUGUUGGUGGGCAUCACUGGGGUCGGUCGCAUCCUGGAACUAGUCAACGUCUCCAGCCACCUGCCAGGCUCGCCUAUCACCCCCACGGUGGAGUAUGGGCCCUACUACAACAUCCGGUUGGGAUUAGCAUUUCCGGAGGUCUGUGUGUACAAAGCAGCUAGCCAAUACUACUUCGAUGGCCUUCAGAAAAAUCCCUACCUAAUUCGUGGACACACUUGGAUCGGUUAUGAAGACAAACAGAGUAUAGAAGAAAAGAUCAAAUGGUUUCAACACUUAGAUGUUGCUGGAAUCAUGUUCAACGGACUUGAUGAAGAUGACUUUACCGGAUCGCUGUGUAAUGAAGGAAAGUACCCGCUCCUUACUCAUAUCAGAGCGAUUGUCCAGCCAGGCAUCAUAGAGAGCUCUUCCACAACAACGUCUCCCGACGACGAUGCUAAAAUCGGCGACGAUGACGCAAAAAUGGUCAGCGAAGAAACUAAACAUCUCAUCAGCAUCAUUAUAUCUGCCUUCGUUCUCUUUAUCUUGGGCUAUGGUAUUGGUCAAAUCAUCAUCGCCUACCGAAAC